AUGUCGACGUCUACAAAGCUUGCCCUGGCCUACUUGGCUGCCUAUGCUUCAGCCCACGGAGUUGUCACCAAGAUCACUGGUGCUAAUGGGGUUGAAAUGCCGGGCCUCUCAGUUGCCGAUGGCACUCCACGCGACUGUUCCACCAACGGAUGCGGUUCCCAAGCGGACACAGCCAUCAUCCGAGACCGAGAGAUCAACAGCGGCAAGUGUGGGCCGCUGGGCCGAACCCAAGGCAACGGCCCUAUCGACGCCGCCACCAUGAUCCAGAACUUCAUGGGCGCCGCAACUGCACCGACCAACAACGGCACUGGCGUCGGUAUCGAGGACGAUCUUGCCGGCACGCCCGUCGCCUCGGGUAGGGCCAACAAGAACAACGCCCGCGACAGCAUAGUCUCGCGACAGAACCGCAAGGCCGGCGGUUUCCUCUCCGGCCUCUUCGGCGGAGGCGCUGGUGGCCGUGGCGACAAGAACGCCGGACCUCCCGAGAGCAACGUCGCGGCGACUGCCGGCGAGGGUGCCUCCAAGGGUCUUCCCACCUGUGCGGACGAUGGCACGAUCACCAUGACAUAUCGCCAGAUCAACCAAGAUGGUGCCGGCCCUCUCGAGGCGAUGGUCGACGCUACCUCGGGUGGCACAGACAUGUCGGCGUUCAAGACCGCCGAGGUGACACAGGAUGUCCCCGGCCUUGGCAUUCAGGGGCUUUCUCUCGCCACCACCACCGACUUCCCGCUCAAGGUCCAGAUGCCUGCAGGCAUGACUUGUGAGGCCAGCGUGGGUGGUGCCACCAACGUCUGCGUUGUCCGUGUCAGGAACGGAGCUGGUGCUGGCCCCUUUGGUGGCAGCGCGGCCUUCACCCAGAGCAAUGCUGCGCGCAAGCGUGCCCUGGCUUACCGUAUGCGGAAGCGCACGGAGGUCAAGUUUGAGGCAUAA
Messenger RNA from Thyridium curvatum, 930 nucleotides. RefSeq lists its product as uncharacterized. The transcript is spliced from 3 exons. Lineage: Eukaryota; Fungi; Ascomycota; Sordariomycetes; Thyridiales; Thyridiaceae. The record is from RefSeq and is a predicted model, not a curated record. Bases 1 to 930 code for a protein of 309 amino acids.